UGCGGAACCUAGAACUCUGCCUGGCUCAUCCCAGCCCUAGCAGCGAUGGUAGCAGCCUAUCAAAGUUGAUGUUGCCCGUGACCAGUAGUUUCACGUCACUACUCAAAGAACACAGCCCAAGGCUGUGAAUGGCGAGCGCGACGUGGAAAGUGUGCUCAGCAAGACUUGGAUUGCUCGCAAAGCUUCCAUUCAGCCAGCCGCGGCUAAAUCCCACAGUCAUCUACUACUUUGCCUUUCUGCUCUCGCCGUGAACGAAUCCGCUUCCGCCAGUCCAACUCUAAGUAGAGGGUAAAAUCCUCCGCCCUAACACAUCACACUCCUCCGGGGCAGGAUCAAAUGAGCCGGGCCCCCUUCUAGGCCACGCUGCGCCUCCGUGUUGGUGUCCCAUGUUGGUGUCUGGGAGUCUUGUGAGGAUGCUUUUGCCCUGGAGUGGCGCCAACAAGGCCAUCACGAGAAUAGACGGAUGCUGACUUCAAUUUGGGGGCACCCAUUCGGGAGGACACCACCAUUAUCAUAGCCCAUCACACGAUAGUCACUUGGGAAUGGGAGUUGCCUAGACCAUAGGCAACAAUGUGGCGGUGAUAGGAAGGUGGACUUGAGAAUGUAAACGAGCCCAGGCAAGUAUAAAAUGAACGUGUUGUCGACAACUUGUUCAUGUUUGGUAGACCGCAGAGCAACCAUCAUUCUAGUGUUUCUUGAGUACUCGGAGCUUCAUAGAAGACCCGUGAAACCUUCUCCGGCUGUCUUGUAAUAUUUUCUACGCUUCAAACAUGAGACUUUCUCUUCUAAUCAGUGCCUGGCUCGGUAUUGGGUCUGCGGUGGCCGCAGUCACCCCGCGCGACGUGUCCCGCAGUAUCCUUCUCAACCGCAGGAACAAAUGGAACCCAAAGACCGUCAUCUCGUUCCCAGACACGCCCGAGUUCAUAAACGCAACUGACCGGUGGUCCGCCUAUGCUGAGCCGACCUUUAUCGCUGGCAUCACGCCAGCUACCGAGGAUGACGUCGCCAGAGCUGUCCAACUUGCAACCGACAACAAGAUUGGAUUUCUGGCUCAAGGCGGACGCCACGGGAUCGCUUACUCGUUCAAGUCACUUAAGAACGGCUGGUCUAUCGAUCUGAGUCUGUUGAAGUCUGUCUCUGUUGAUAGGCGGGCUGCAACGGUGACCGUGGGAGCUGGUGUGAGGUUCGGCGAUAUUUACGACCCGCUUGACAAGGCCGGCUUCAUGAUACAAACUGGUUCCGGAUCUUGCCCUGGUAUGCUAGGUGCCGGACUCGGCGCAGGUGUUGGACGGUACCAAGGCAUGUUCGGUCUAGUCAUCGAUGCUCUCGUCUCUGCCCGGGUCGUCACUGCGAAUGGAAAGGUGGUUGAAGCCUCCGCGAAGAAGAACCCUGACCUGUUCUGGGCUCUUCGUGGUGCAGGCGCCAACUUCGGCAUUGUCACGUCGGCCACGUUCAAAGUUCAGAAAGUGCCUAACAACAACAAGAUCCUGAAUGUCGACUUUAUCAUCCCGGCCUCUGCCAACGGCUCCUACUUUGACAUCCUGCACACGCUGGAAAACAUGCCGCCAGAGCUUGCUACUAUCCAAUUUGUCAUGUACAACGCCACUGUCAACCAGCCCCAGAUCCUGGCAAACUGGGUCUACACAGGACCCGAAAAGAAGGGGCUCGAGCUCAUGGCCCCGGUGUUCGCGCUCAACCCGGUCCGAUGGGAGAAGAAAGUGGUGCCGUGGAAGUCUCUGGUCGGAACCGCCGGCUUUGGCGCCGACCAGGGGUGGUGCCAGCCCAGCCCCGUCCCGUGGACGCAGCUGUCGGCCAACACGAAGCGCCUCGACGCCCCCACGAUGCGCACCAUGUUCGAGAAGAUGACGGCCUUCUACCAGACGGCGCAGGCCACGGACCCCAGCACGCUGGGGACGACGGUCGAGCUCGAGAUCUUCAACAGCGACGCCAUGCGCGCCGUCCCCGCCGACGCCACCGCCUACGCCUGGCGCGACUCCAUCGCCUACAUGAUGUUCGAGCUGACCUGGUCCAACGGCCUGGGCGAGGCCGCCGCCAUCGCGCUCGCCCAGGACCUGCGCCGCGACUUCGUCGCCACCUCGGGGUACGACGACCUCGCCGUCUACGUCAACUAUGCCAGCGGGAACGAGACGCUCGAGCAGAGGUACGGCGCCAACAAGCUUAAGCGCCUCGCUGCGACCAAGAAGAAGUGGGACCCCAGCCAGGUCUUUGGAUACAGCAACCCGCUGCCCACCAAGUACCCUUGAUUCACUUGAUCCGUUAGUAGUAGGAAUGGUGUGUAAGUUAGUUCACAUACGACGAUCUCCAGAAGCAUUUUGGGGCACAUUUUCAUUUCUUUGGUACAUUUUGGAUUCACCGGAUUUAGACUUCAGAUAUGCGACUUGACGGAGCGGAGCAUGUCGUGGCUAGAACAGAUUGGAGUACACGUGUACUUUGUCACUCUCUGACUCUCCUAUUGUUU
This is a messenger RNA of Diaporthe batatas, 2479 nucleotides long. RefSeq lists its product as uncharacterized. Gene Ontology annotation, molecular function: oxidoreductase activity; FAD binding. The coding region runs from base 771 to 2264 and encodes 497 amino acids. The transcript is spliced from 4 exons. The record is from RefSeq and is a predicted model, not a curated record. NCBI's taxonomy places the organism in Eukaryota, Fungi, Ascomycota, Sordariomycetes, Diaporthales, Diaporthaceae.